Penicillium longicatenatum is the source of this 1545-nucleotide messenger RNA. RefSeq lists its product as uncharacterized. Gene Ontology annotation, molecular function: zinc ion binding; translation regulator activity; mRNA binding. Gene Ontology annotation, biological process: positive regulation of cytoplasmic translation. The coding region runs from base 1 to 1545 and encodes 514 amino acids. Gene Ontology annotation, cellular component: cytoplasm. The transcript is spliced from 14 exons. The record is from RefSeq and is a predicted model, not a curated record. NCBI's taxonomy places the organism in Eukaryota, Fungi, Ascomycota, Eurotiomycetes, Eurotiales, Aspergillaceae.
AUGUCCGACAACUUGAAUGAUGAUAACGCCGAGGGCAAUUCCUGGGGUUCUCAUAUGAAAGAGGAUGGGACUCGCUGGGGCCGAAAGCCCGAUGUAGGCUAUGAGCACGCUAGCACCCCGACUCCGGACCAGGACCUUGGAGGUGGUGGCUACGAUGAUAAUGUCUGCCGCAUCUGUCAUCAACCUGAUCAUUUUGCUCGUAACUGUCCCAACGAGGUCCCGGAGUACUCCACAUACCCUCAGGAGACACGCGGCUGCUUCAACUGUGGCCAGGAGGGUCACUCAAAGGCUGAAUGCACUGAGCCGCGGAAGUUCACCGGGGCUUGCUUCAACUGUGGUGAAGAAGGCCAUUCCAAGGCCGAGUGCACCAAACCGCGAGUGUUCAAAGGCACCUGCCAUAUUUGCGACAAGGAGGGUCACCCGGCUGCCGAUUGCCCAGAGAGACCUCCUGAUAUGUGCCGCAACUGCGGUGCUGAAGGCCACCAAGCCAUGGUCUGCAAGGCACCGCGCAAGUUCGAUUUGAAAAAUGUCGCAGACAGACUGCCCGAGGAGGCAUGGGGCAUGAUGAAGGCCGCAGGAACGGAUACCAUCGAAUUCCGUUCGGCGCUUCAGGUGUACACUAAAGCCGUCCCCAAGGCCACCUAUGUUGACAUUGAAAAGAAGAUGCGAGAGGAGAAAUACCCCCUCUACACAAUCGCCGUGGAAAAUGAAGUUGCAGAUGUGUUCACACUGAUUGACCUUCAAGGCAACCUAGACCGGCGAUACACCGUCUCGUUUUACCGAGGCCCUGACUCCCCCCGAAACGCUCUCAACGCCCGAUGGCCUGAGAGCCCUGCUAAGAACCUUGAGCGGUUGGCAAAUUCAGGUCAGCCUUAUGAUCGCCAAGUCCUAAAGUGCCGCAACUGUGAUGAAAUGGGCCAUUCUGCAAAUAAUUGCAAGCAGGAGCGAACUGAGGCUGAGCGCACCCAAAUCAAGUGCUCCAACUGCGAGGUCAUUGGCCAUCGUGUGCGUGAUUGCCCAGAGAAACGUCGCAACAAGCAUGGGUGCCGUAACUGCGGCUCCGAAGAACACCAGGCCAAGGACUGCCCGAAGCCUCGUGUUGCUCCCCCUGAUACCGAAUGUCGCCGGUGCCAUGAACUCGGUCAUUUUGCCCAAGACUGCCCCAAGGGUGGUGAUGAUCGGGGGCCGCGCACUUGCCGCAACUGCGGAUCCGAGGACCACAUCGCUCGUGAGUGCGACAAGCCUCGUGACCCGGCCACUAUCACUUGCCGCAACUGUGAUCAGCUAGGUCACUCCGGCCGUGAUUGUCCGCAGCCCAAGGACUGGUCCAAAGUCCAGUGCAAUCGUUGUGGCGAAUUUGGCCACACUGUCCGUCGUUGCCCGCAGCCUGAGGACUCGGGUGAGACCGAAGACAACGAGACUGCCCAGGCUGUGAGCCCGGGUGCACAGAAAUCAGCACUUGGCUCCCACACAGCUUCUGUGGCUGAUACCACUGCGCCGGUGGCUGAAGAUGAUGACGACGAUCUUAAAGAUCAGGCGUGGUAG